Molecule: messenger RNA, 2568 nt
Organism: Drosophila nasuta
Lineage: Eukaryota; Metazoa; Arthropoda; Insecta; Diptera; Drosophilidae
Gene: twi
Product: twist family bHLH transcription factor
Biological process (GO): developmental process; regulation of transcription by RNA polymerase II
Molecular function (GO): DNA-binding transcription factor activity, RNA polymerase II-specific; protein dimerization activity; RNA polymerase II transcription regulatory region sequence-specific DNA binding
Source: RefSeq, a predicted model, not a curated record
CUUAACAUUUUGAACUAUUGAAAUUGAAAUACACUUAUCUCUGUAUAGUAUCAAUUUAUUCUAGGAAAAUAAUGUCAUACAUAAAGUAAAACAAAGCUGUUGAAAACUAAAAACCAAAAAAUAGAACGAUAAUCGAAAUCGAACUAUAAACGAAUUGUAGCCAUAAUCGAAAUCGAACGAUGAACGAAAUGUAGCGGUAAUCGAAAUCGAACGAUGAACGAAAUGGAACGAUGAACUUUGGGAUCAAAAACCAAGGAACGAAAAGAAUGAGCUAGUACACUGAUGAGAAGUGAACGAACAUGAAUCGAACGAACUAGUUCACUGCCGCCCUGCAGUGAGAAACUGUGAGAGAACCAAAGCGAAUUCGCCAUUAGCGAUGCGUCUGCAGCAGAUCUGACGUCAUACCUGCGCUGCGUUCGCCUUAGGCCCGAAGAGGCAGUCGAAGCGUAGAGAGCCGACAAUGGCGUGCGCUAGAGAGAGACAACUAGUGUUGCGUGCGGCGAAGAGCGAGCAGCGAAUGAGGAACGAGCAAUGAGCGCAGCGCAAAACAUUGAUCUGAGCAAUGGCCGGCAGGAUCAUGCGUCAGUUGUGUUUCGUCAUUGCCGCUGCGCGCACAUCUCGCAAAUCGCACUCCGCAAGCAGAUAACGGUAAAACGAGUACGAUCGAAAAGUGUUACAACUAUAUUUAUAUAUAUAUAUUUAUAAGUUAUUCAUAUAAUACGCGUCGUAUUAUAUGCAAGUGUUGAACUCAAAGCAAAGAAAACAAGACGAAAUUGAUUAUCAAACGAUGAGCGCGCGUUCGGUGUCGCCAAAAGUGCUGCUGGACAUUAGCUAUAAGCCAACGCUGCCAAACAUUAUGGAGCUCCAGCACAAUGUCAUCAAGCUCAUUCAGGUGGAGCAGCAGGCGUACAUUCAAUCCCUGGAGCAGCCAAAUGGUCACUACAUGCCGCAUCAGACCCAUCAGCAACAUCAACAGCAGCAACAGCAGCAGCAACAAUAUGCUCCAUUGCCUUCAUUGGCGCCGAAUGCUGCGGAUUAUGCAGCGUAUGGGAUCACAGAGCUGGAGGACACAGAUUACAAUAUUCCUAGCAAUGAGGUGCUCAGCACCAGCAGCAAUCACAGCGCUCAAAGCAGCCUGGAGCUGAACAACAAUCAGAAUACUUUGAGCAACAGUCGCAGCAGCAGCAACAGCCACAGCAGCAGCAACACACAAAUUCCACAUGGCUACAUUCUCAAUGAGCAUGGCAAGCGGGCUCGUAGCAGCAGCGACUACGAUUGCCAAACGGAUUCACUGACCAUGCAACCCGAGCACAAGAAGUUGUUGCAACAACAACAGCAACAGCAGCAGCAUCAACUCUAUGUCGACUAUUUGCCUACAACUGUGGAUGAAGUUGCCGCUGCGCAGACUCAGACACAAUCUCAAACGCAGGCAGCCACACACAACUCCUGCGUUUCCCCACAUUCUCACUCCCACUCGCAUUUCGACUUUGCCGCCGACGAGGACAUGCAGGAGCACAAGCCAAACAUCUUCAAAUACGGCGUCUAUCCUCAAGCUAUUGCUCAGCAACAGCAGCAACAACAGCAGCAACAGCAACCACAGCAGCAGCAGCUACACUUCCAAAACAGUUAUAGACCAGGGCAAAACUAUGAUGCAUAUGAACCAGCGAACAGCCUGAAUGGCAGCGCCUACUCAAGUUCCGAUCGGGACGAUAUGGAAUACGCCCGACAAACCGCACUCAGUUCUGUGGGCGGCUAUGCCAAGGAGGAGGACAUGGAAGGCCUCUCGCCUGCUUGUUUGGGCGAUGACAGCAGCCUGUUGGACGCUGUCGAUGCAUCCGGCAAAGCGUUCCGCAAGCCUCGACGUCGGCUGAAACGGAAACCGAGCAAAACUGAGGAGACGGAUGAGUUCAGCAAUCAGCGGGUGAUGGCCAAUGUGAGGGAGCGACAACGCACCCAAAGUCUCAACGAUGCAUUCAAAGCACUACAGCAGAUUAUACCGACGCUGCCCAGCGACAAGCUGAGCAAAAUCCAAACCCUCAAGCUGGCCACAAGAUAUAUCGACUUCCUCUGCCGCAUGCUGAGCUCCAGCGACAUUUCGCUGCUGAAAGCUCUGGAGGCACAAUCCUCGACAGUUGCAACGGGUUACGGCAAUGCCAGCACGCUGCUCAGCGCCGCCAAUGGAGCUGAGGCCGAUCUCAAGUGUCUGCGCAAGGCGAAUGGUGCUCCGAUCAUUCCGCCCGAGAAGCUCAGCUACUUGUUCGGUGUCUGGCGCAUGGAAGGCGAUGCCCAGCAUCAGAAGGCAUAAAAGGAGUUGCAUUUUUUGUUUGCCAUUGGGGCUUCCAGUUACUGAAGAAAUCGUACACACAGCGUGAAUAAUUCCAAUGCGAGUGCUAAGCGAGCACGAGCAGAUCUUUCCAUAUCUUAUAGAUGAUUAACCUAAAAAUAUUAUUUAAACACAACAAAAAAAAAAAUGAAGAAAACAGAACACUUAAAAAACGGAGAAAAAAAGUAAAAAUAAAUAUCAAUUAUUUUAGGUUUAAUUAUAUGUCUAGCGCUAACUAAAUUAAA